CGUGAUUUCUGGCAAUUUCCUGUUUUCACAAUACGCAUGCGCGUGUAUCUGAGAUUGGAACUAACCUUAAAUUCGAAACACUUGUGAUUCAGUCUAUAUUCUAACCUCGAAUUGUUUCGCAUGUCGAGUAGCUUCAAGAAACUUUGCGAGAGAACAUGUCGAAAGUAAUCGAGUCCAUGAAGAAUCUGAACGUCGGGAACGGCGUGGAAACGAACGAACAGAAUAAUGAAAGAAUCAAAAAAGGCGAGCUGACCCUGUCGAUGGAGGAGACAGUGUCACUCGAUCAAAACUGUAUUCUCUUCGUCUCUGGAACCCAAAGGGAAUCAGACUUUAGAAUUGGAACAGCCUUGUCGGAUAAUACAUGUGUAAUAUAUUCUGUUGGUGAAUCUUUAAGCCGAAUGAUUACAUUGGAUCGCAAGCAAGCACCUAUUGUAGGAAUCAAGUUCAGUCCUAUUUCUAAAAAUAUAAUAUAUAUUGCAACUAAUAAUGGGUUCAUUACAGCACAUGAUUUGCGUGCUAAGGGAAAGGUUGUAGCAGAAUUUAAAGAUAAUACAGAAAAUGGCAAAAUAAAACCUUUGGCUAGUUUCGACAUUAACUGUAAUGAAAGGCUCAUAGCUGGCGGGACAGAACACACGAGUGGAGAUGCAUUUAUUCUGUUCUGGGACAUAAGGCACAGUAAUUCAAAAAUAGAAAAUGAAAACAAUCUUCUUGGUGGAUAUUGGGAAUCACAUAUAGAUGACAUUACUUGUCUGACCUUUCAUCCUGUCAAACAAAAUGUUUUAGCGUCAGGCAGCACGGAUGGUCUGAUGAAUAUAUUUGACCUGACACAAACCUCAGAAGAUUCUGCUUUAACGUACUCAUUAAAUACCGAGUCAUCAGUGGAUAGGCUAGGUUGGUUAACUGAUGAGUCUCUAUGGUGUACAACACAUAUGCACACGCUGCAAUUAUGGGAAUGCGAAGGUGCUACUGCAUAUGCGAAAUUUGCUCGCAGUCAUUUAGUCAUGUCACAAAAUGAUGAUCCUGAUAAUUGUUACUUAGUGAAAUUCCAUGCUACAAAUGCGUUUGGACAACCGUUUCUGUUAGCUGGUUCUAGCACAGUUAAAGGAGAAAAUCUAAGAUGCUUGAACAUCAGAAAAGAUCGUCUGGAAACGUGCUAUGAAAUUGUAGGAAAUAAACAAACAGUGCGGGAUAGCUGGAUGCAUGAAAAGAGUGGUUGCUUGGUGACGGUUGGUGAGGAAGGUAUUGUCAACGUGUGGCGUCAAUCGGAAUCGAUGCCGGCACAGAAAAGUUCGGAUCAUAAAUUGUUAACUAAAAUUGGAACAGGUCGUGACCGGCAAUAUAGGAUCAAACCCUAUUAAAAUAAGCGUUUAGGAAGAUAGCUAUUAAUAUGGAAAAGUUUAGUUUGUAAUAAAAAAAAUUAAUGUAUUGCGUAAAAUCUGAGCAGCAAAUUCAAGUCGGGCAGCGAUAAUGAUAUAUUUCCCUCACAUUCUUCUUUAUUACAAUAACAGUUGUAUGUACAUUUAUAAUAAAUAGGUAUUAUUU
Pogonomyrmex barbatus (red harvester ant) is the source of this 1542-nucleotide messenger RNA. RefSeq names its product WD repeat-containing protein 89. Gene Ontology annotation, molecular function: protein binding. The record is from RefSeq and is a predicted model, not a curated record. Lineage: Eukaryota; Metazoa; Arthropoda; Insecta; Hymenoptera; Formicidae.